AACUCGCUGUUUAUACUUUUAUUGUUGUAGCUGUUGCUGCUACUGCUUUAUUUGUUGUCCAUCCAGGUUAACUACAUAGUCUGGUAAUUGUGAUCGCGAAAUUCAGUCUUAGAUCAGACCUGAGGAUCAGUCGUUGUCACUCAAUUGCAAUUAAGGUUUCCUAUUAUUUGAAAGAUAGUUCUUCCUAAGAUCGGUACUGGUACUUCUGAGGAGACUCUGGACUAGUGGACGUGCAACAACGGCGGGAAUUAAUGUUUCUUAAAUGAACAAAAAACGAAACGACUGCGCAGCUCUGGAAAACUUGUCAUCAAAAUAAUAUAUGCAUAUAUAACCGUUUAUCUAAAAUUUUUUUCAAACUUAUGUUUAAUUUUCGGGUUUUUUGUUAAUUAUUAAUAAUCAAACCAAAUAAAUUAAAAACCAAUAAAUUUUAAUCUAUUGCAAAAAAAAAUGUGGUAAUAGCCAAGUAAUCAAUAACUUAUGAAUGUGUUGUGGACGUCCUUUGUAAAAAUCGCAGCAUUUUGUUAAUUUAAAGAAUUUGGUGACGGAAAGUGUUGUGAAUUUAAAAGGAAGAAAAUCAGUUAAAUACGAUGACGAACAUUGCGCUUGUGAAAUUCUGGGAAAAAUGCAAAAAUCCGCCGACACGGCUGUUCAUCGCAGUCAUGUUGUUUCUCGCUUGCCUCGUUGCAUACAUGACAAGAGUCAAUUUUUCCAUACUUAUUGUCGCCAUGGUGAAAUCGACGAAUCCAAACAUCACUGCACCGGACUAUGGACCCCGUUUUGAUUGGUCGCAGCAAGAUCAAAGCCUUCUACUAGGAGCGUACUUUUGGGGUUACAUGAUUACAUCACUAAUGGGUGGAAUCCUUGCCGCUGUUUUUGGGGGUCGAAAUUUAGUUGCAGGCUGCUUGAUUCUGAGUGGAAUACUCACAUCUUUUACACCGUACUUGGCAAUAUGGAACUUCUGGUCGGUGAUUGUUGUACGGUUCAUCUUAGGUCUUUUUGGGGGUCCUCUCUAUCCAGGCUUUCACGAUUUAAUUUCGAAAUGGGCCCCGCCUGAUGAGAAAGGAAAAUUUGUGUCAGCGUUAAUGGGUGGAACGUUUGGAACUGUUGUCACCUGGCCCUUGUGUGGUCUAAUGACAGAGAGUCUGGGAUAUACAUGGUCAUUUCAUAUGACUGCCAUCAUUUGUGCAAUUGUUGGAGUAAUUUUCUUAAUCGUGGUUGCCGAUAGGCCAGAGAAACACAAGCACAUUACAGAGACCGAACGCGAGUAUAUUGUCAAUAGUUUGAAGGAAAAUGUUACGAAACAAUCGAAAUUCCCACCUCUCAAACAUGCUUUGAUGUCACUACCAUUUUGGGCCCUACUUGUUUUGCACUAUGGUAACAUGUGGGGGUUGUUCUUCUUGCUUACGGCUGCUCCCAAGUUUAUGGCAGAGGUUUUAGGCUUCAAGCUUACACAGGCUGGUUUUCUUUCAAGUUUGCCGUAUUUGGCCAGGUUAAUUUCGGCCUUUAUUUUCGGACAAAUAGGUGACACUAUAAGGCGGAAAUCGUGGAUGUCGGUUACUUUCAUGAGGAAGUUCUUUUGUAUUUUUUCACAUAUCAUUCCUGGUGGAUUACUAAUGGUAAUGGCAUUCGGCGGACGAACUGCAGCUGUUUGCGUCGCACUCAUGACACUAUCCCUAGGUUUUAACGGGGCUGCUACCCUAACGAAUCUAGCGAACUCGCAGGACCUUGCGCCAAACUAUGCCGGCUCACUGUAUGGAAUCAUAAAUUUCGUUGGAACGACACCAGGAUUCUUUUCUCCCAUGAUCGUUGCUUAUUUCACACAGGACCAGAAUACGAUAGAUGAAUGGAUGUGGGUAUUCAUCACAGGAGCAGUGGUCUAUGUGAUACCGUCAUUAUUCUUCAUGAUAUUUGGAAGUGGUAUGGUGCAAUAUUGGAACGAUAUGCUUAAGAGCGAGGUGAAAAAAGAAGAUCCUGAGAAGACCAGUUAGGAUAAAAAAAAAUUCAACUGGAAUUUAGGUUUCAUAAAAACACAUAGACUUGGUUUUAACGCACUUUUAGAUUGCACUGCGUUCUACUUAGAAAGUGCCUUGACUCCGAUAUAUCUCAUAAGUUUGUCAACAUUUGGAAGUCUCAGUAUUAGCCGCCAAUACACCAAGAAGAUAAAAAACGGUCCACCAGAAAUUUAAAUUUUAGACUACUUUAAAUUGUUAAUUUUAAGUCAUGUUCUAAUCGACAAGUACAUCAAAAGCUUACCUUUAUAGUUGUUAUAAUUACUAUACUUGUAUUUAAUUAUGCUACGUCAUAUGGAAACCACCCGUUAUCAUGUACAUACAUAUUGGUCUCAUUGAAAAAAAAAAGUUUGUAUAUUUCCUUUUAUUUUUAGACACUGAAUGAAUGUUUAAAACUUCAGGUAACAGGCGUAAACUUAUCUGUGUUUAUAGCAAUCCAAAAACAGACGACACAUUAACAAUCUAUAAUAUAUGUAUAUUUAUUUAGAUAAAAUGUAAAACUAUGUAAGUGUAUUUGUAGACAUAACUCGAAUAAAUGCCGGAUGCUAUGAUU
Messenger RNA from Hermetia illucens (black soldier fly), 2562 nucleotides. Its product is annotated as sialin-like. Gene Ontology annotation, cellular component: plasma membrane. Lineage: Eukaryota; Metazoa; Arthropoda; Insecta; Diptera; Stratiomyidae. The transcript is spliced from 9 exons. Bases 588 to 1988 code for a protein of 466 amino acids. The record is from RefSeq and is a predicted model, not a curated record. Gene Ontology annotation, biological process: transmembrane transport; monoatomic anion transport. Gene Ontology annotation, molecular function: transmembrane transporter activity.